Molecule: messenger RNA, 1433 nt
Organism: Anopheles funestus (African malaria mosquito)
Lineage: Eukaryota; Metazoa; Arthropoda; Insecta; Diptera; Culicidae
Product: transmembrane protein 68-like
Exons: 6
Coding region: 269-1234 (321 amino acids)
Cellular component (GO): membrane
Molecular function (GO): acyltransferase activity
Source: RefSeq, a predicted model, not a curated record
UAGCAUUUUUUAGCCAAAGCGUUUCGAUCGCCUGAUCGAGCGGACGGCUUCGGUGACCUAGUAAAUAAGCCAAACAUUUGUUUUUCGCGCGCAGUCAUUUAAAAUCAAUUACACCAAACGUUGCCGACCACUGCUUAAAACGGUAGAUUAAGUAGAACACUACAGUUCAAAACGAAAUCCGUUGAUAAGACCCACCAACCCAACAGAAUUCCGCAUGUUGGGCUAGGUCUUCACAACGAGACCAUCGUGCGCAGACACAACAUAAGGCAUGGACAACGGAAGCGGCUCGACGAUUUUCCCUGGACUGGGCAGCACAUUGAUUGCUGCAGUUCCGGAGUGGUUUGGAUGGAUGCAUAAUUUAUCGCUACCCCUGUUGGUGAUGUUUGUACUGCCGUGGAUGUAUGUGUUAUUGAUUUUAUCAUCCAUUCCGUAUUUACAUCUUUGCAAUAUCGUUCGCUUGCAGUUCUGGAGAAAUAGCAAUGAAAAUGAAUUCUGGAACAAGGCUCGAUGGUUAAUGGCGUACGUUUGGAACCUUCAUAGUAGAAUAUUUCAUGGAUAUGAAGUAACUGGUCUGGAAAAUCUGCCCGAGACAGGGCCCGCACUGUUGAUCUAUUAUCACGGUGCACUACCCAUCGAUAUGUACUAUCUGACGGCCGACACGAUGUUGAAACGAAACCGUCUGAUCCACACGGUUGGCGAUCGGUUUCUGGAUCAUAUUCCCGGCUGGCGGCUUGUUUCGCGCGUAAUGAAGGUCACUUCUGGCUCGGUGCAGUCAUGCGUGUCUACGUUGCGUGCCGGUGAGCUGCUGUCGAUUGCACCGGGUGGCGUGUAUGAGGCCCAGUUUGGUGAUAAUAUGUAUGAGGUGCUAUGGAAAAAUCGAACUGGAUUCGCGAGAGUAGCGCUGGAAGCGAAGGUGCCCAUCAUUCCCAUGUUCACGGUUAACAUACGUGAAUGCUUUCGUACCGUAUCGUUGGCCAGGUGGCUGUUUGUACGCAUCUAUAACGUGUUGAAAAUUCCCGUCCUGCCCAUUUAUGGCGGCUUUCCUGUCAAGUUGCGCACGGUGCUUGGCAAACCGAUACCGUACGAUGGUUCGCUGAGCCCUGCCGAUUUGCAGGAAAAGGUUGCCGGUGCUAUUGCAGAGCUAGUUCAAGAACACCAGCGACGUCCCGGUGAAAUUUUGCAAGCCAUCGGUGAUCGAUUUGAAGCAGUGCACUUGCAGAGAAAGGAAACGUAAUUAUAGUCCAUGAUGUAAGUGUGUUUAUUUUUCUAUUAGUUUUUUAUCUUUCGAAUAAAAAGCGAACUUAAGUAAUGUUGCUUCAAUGCGGCAUUGCUAUUGAGAAUGAAUCAGUAAAAUAUGAAUUUAAAAUUUAUAGCAAGUAACUGCACAGUGAGCAUCUCUCAUGAGUGAAAUUAUAUAUUUUUGUUCUGUAUGU